CACGGGGGUUACGGUCGUGGACUCCAUCCAUCAAUUGGACGUUAACUCUAAGAAUGCCCUUUGCACGAGGCUGGCUUCCUGAAAUCCAUAGACCAAAGACAUGCUACAUGCCUCCGUUUUAGAUAUCCGACUUGAGCUCUAUGUUGAUCCCCGCUCCGGGCCUGCAACCGAAGUUCGUGCGCUUGUGCCAGUAUACUCAACAGGUUGCAACCCUCCUCGAUGGCGUUCCUAUUCAGCCGUAACAAGUCUCGGCAACCCGCAGAGAUUGCGAAGACAUUGAAGGACCUGCUGGCACGCUUGUGGCAGGCACCCGGGUCCCCCAAGAUCGAGGAAGAUUUAGCAAAACAUUUGGCACAGAUAAAGUUGAUGGUCCAGGGAACACAGGAAGUUGAUAGCCUUCCAGAUCAGGUGCAUCAGCUAAUACAGGCUUUCAUCCUUGAUGACCUCCUCUACGAGUUGGCCCGAAGUAUCCAGCAUCUUCCCUUUGAGGCCAGAAAAGAUACCCAGACAAUAUUUUCCCACCUCCUUCGUUUCCGACCACCCAAUAUCACCUCAACAGAUCCCCCCGUCAUAUCUUAUAUUGUCAAUAAACGACCGGAAAUUCUUAUUCAGUUAUGUCACGGCUACGAAAACAGUAGAAGUUCAACGCCUUGUGGGACUAUCCUGAGGGAAGCCUUAAAGUUUGAAGUGGUGACGGGGAUUGUCCUAUAUGACCAGUCCAAAGACGAGGAACCUGCGAUCAGGCUGAACGAGGUUCAACCUGGGACAGUACAAACAGGGGCAGGAGUAUUUUGGAAUUUCUUUCACUGGAUAAACGAGAGCAGUUUUGAAGUUAGCGCCGAUGCGUUUACAACUUUUCGUGAGAUUUUGACGAGGCACAAAGCUUUAGUGGCUGGCUACCUUGCAACCAAUUUCGAUCUUUUCUUUUCUACAUAUAACAACGUUCUCGUCCUCUCAGAUUCCUACGUGACCAAGCGUCAGAGCAUCAAACUAUUAGGCGAGCUUCUCCUCGACCGAGCGAACUACGGUGUUAUGACGACAUACGUAGACAGCGGUGAACACCUAAAACUAUGCAUGAAUUUGCUCAAAGACGACCGCAAAAUGGUCCAGUAUGAAGGUUUCCACAUAUUCAAGGUCUUUGUAGCAAAUCCAAACAAGUCUGUUGCGGUGCAACGGAUUCUGAUCAACAACCGUGAUCGGCUUCUUAAAUUCCUCCCCAAAUUCCUCGAGGACCGAACUGAUGAUGACCAAUUUACGGACGAAAAGAGCUUUCUUGUCCGCCAGAUUGAAAUCCUUCCCCCGGAGCCAGUUGCGCCCCGAUAGAGGUUUCAGAUCACCAACCGCACCAGAUGGUUGCAUUACAUCUAUUCUCUCUUUGGCUUUCGUUCGUUCGUCUAUGACUACGGGCCAUAAUUGAAUAUAUUUUACUGGUUCGUGCGCUAAUUGACUCAGUACCAGACUCGUUGUAAAUAUAUAAUGCGCCAGCGCAGGGGCAUUUAGUAAACAAUAUCCAAAGCUCCCGUGCCGGCAAAGCCGAUAGCCGGG
Messenger RNA from Coccidioides immitis RS, 1545 nucleotides. RefSeq names its product conidiophore development protein hymA. NCBI's taxonomy places the organism in Eukaryota, Fungi, Ascomycota, Eurotiomycetes, Onygenales, Onygenaceae. Gene Ontology annotation, biological process: intracellular signal transduction. Gene Ontology annotation, molecular function: protein serine/threonine kinase activator activity. The transcript is spliced from 5 exons. The coding region runs from base 220 to 1323 and encodes 367 amino acids. The record is from RefSeq and is a predicted model, not a curated record.